Molecule: messenger RNA, 1143 nt
Organism: Balaenoptera musculus (blue whale)
Lineage: Eukaryota; Metazoa; Chordata; Mammalia; Artiodactyla; Balaenopteridae
Gene: ANKRD39
Product: ankyrin repeat domain 39
Exons: 4
Coding region: 100-603 (167 amino acids)
Molecular function (GO): protein binding
Source: RefSeq, a predicted model, not a curated record
CGUUGCGCCCGCCCAGCGCGCCGAGGCCCCGCCAGCGCCCGUGCCCGUGACUUUACCCGCGGCCGCACCGCCAGUGGGUGGGACGGCGCUGAGGGCGGCAUGGCGGUGCCGCGGCCUUGCGCCGAAGGCCCCUGCUGCUCCCGCCCCAGCGCGGCUCUCGGCGUGCAGCAGACGCUGGACGAGAUGGACUUCGAGAGGGGAAUCUGGUCUGCAGCCCUGAACGGAGACCUGGGCCGAGUGAAGUAUUUAAUCCAGAAGGCAGCGGACCCCAGCCAGCCCGACUCCGCCGGCUACACGGCUCUGCACUACGCCAGCCGCAACGGGCACUAUGCCGUGUGCCAGUUCCUGCUGGAGAGCGGGGCCAAGUGUGAUGCCCAGACCCACGGGGGGGCCACCGCUCUGCACCGGGCCAGCUACUGUGGGCACACGGACAUCGCCCGGCUCCUGCUGUCGCACGGCUCCAAUCCCAGGCUGGUGGACGACGACGGCAUGACCAGUCUGCACAAGCUUCUACAUCACGCCCUCAGAGAGCCUUCCCAUUUCCUCAGGGGAGGACAGCUCACGCAUCUGGAUGCCCGGAAGCACCCUGUGCUUGACUUCUGACUCUUCUCCCCCUUGAAAUUCCCUGUGUGAGCGCCAUCGCACUGGAGGCAGCUGGGAUUGGUCCUGUUUCCUGCUGUGGCCUCAGCACUGAGCUCAGGUGCUAAGUGAGCAGCUGGGGGUUGUUUUGUUUUGAGACCCUUGCUGAUUAGAGAGGCAGGUUGCUCGUUUCUCAGUGGUCUAAACUGGUGUUGGCUUGAGUGUUUCACUGCCACAGCUCACAUGAUGGGUGUUGAUAGGCAGGACACUGCCGUGGACGGACCUAGCUGGUGUCACCCGCACUUGCGGCAUUCUCGUGAAAUUGGGGGAAUGCAUGUGUGUGAGGAAUAUGAAUCAGCCCUUCCUUCCAGCCUGCUUGCCUCCCUCCCUUGCUUCCUUCUGCAAACAUUGGCACUUUUUUUUGCCAAAAAUUAUUUGGAAUUCAUCUUACAACUGCUCACAACACACUAUUGCCUGAAUUGAAGCAGUACAAUUGAGAAUCCCAGGUCUGUACUCAUCAAGAUAAUAUUUAUGCUGAAUAAAGAUUUAGAUUCAAAUUUGAGA